Messenger RNA from Gopherus evgoodei (Goodes thornscrub tortoise), 3501 nucleotides. It is a transcript of the gene WFIKKN1, whose product is annotated as WAP, follistatin/kazal, immunoglobulin, kunitz and netrin domain containing 1. The record is from RefSeq and is a predicted model, not a curated record. NCBI's taxonomy places the organism in Eukaryota, Metazoa, Chordata, Testudines, Testudinidae. Gene Ontology annotation, molecular function: transforming growth factor beta binding; serine-type endopeptidase inhibitor activity; receptor antagonist activity. Gene Ontology annotation, cellular component: extracellular region. The transcript has 4 exons. The coding region runs from base 1662 to 3398 and encodes 578 amino acids. Gene Ontology annotation, biological process: negative regulation of transforming growth factor beta receptor signaling pathway.
GUGCUGAGAUACAAAUCAGGUAAAGAAGAUGCAGUGGGUGGAUGCAACAGACCCGAAGUGUGGGGCAGGACUAAGGUUAUCAGUAAAGCAAGCGAGUCUACGGACUAUGGGCAGAGAUCUUGGCUACCCAGCCCUGCAUAGCAGGACCUGUGACACUUUCCAAGAUUAAACGAGCUGGAUUAUAUGGCUGCUGGCAGCAUUCCCAUGUACUGUGCUUAACUUCCCAGUGACAGCGUUUCUGCUGGUUCCUGCUGGGGUUCCCCUUCGGGCCUCUAUUAACACACGGUGAGGUCACUCUUUGUCUUUGCAGCUGCUCUGUCAGUGAUCUGGGGGUGUCAUGGGCUGCCUGCGGAGGGAGACCCUGGGCAGUUGGAGACAGGGCUGGGGACCGGAUGACCUUGGCUCUCCUGCCCAGUGAGCCUGGAUCAAGAGGAAAACUCAGAAGCGGGUGACGGAGACUGGGUGAAGCAGGAGGAACUGGAAAGGAAUAGCUCCAGUUCUGUGUCCAGAACUAUAGGAAAGACCGGUCCCCCCCUGCUCUAUUUGUUUCGUUGGCCCUGCUGCUGGGGGUGAAUCAAACUGCUAUAAGCUUGUCCCCCUUGCUCUCUGGAGGAAGAGGCAGCAACUCUGUAGGGGGAAGUACAGCAACCUGAUUGGAUGGGGACCGAUGAUGCCAUGCAGCCCCUUUUCCGAGGUGCCCACAACAUGGCGAACUAAGUCUCUGGCCCAUCGGACUGGAAAGGUUGUCUGGGCCUUGCCCUGUCUGUCCUGGGAUGAGAACUGUGUUACACAAACCAAGUUUAAAUGGACUAAGGCCUCUGCUUAAACCCCAGAACCAGCAUUGUGCUGUGGCCAGAGCACAGGACUGAGCAUCGGAACUCCUGGAUUCUAGCUCCUAGCGCUGCUGCUGACUUGCUGUGACCUAGAGCACGUCGUGUCCUGUCUGUUUCUCGACUUCCCCAUCUGGGAACAGAAGCAAUGAGACUUACCAGCCUUCUGUCAAAUGCUCUGGAAUCCUAGUAUAGGUGCUAAGAAUUAUUCCAGAUUAAACCCAGAUUGGCUGGCCGGUGGAGUUAGGCCACAUUCAGUCAGAUAUUGGAGACCAGCAGGGACCUGGUUUCUAAGCGCUGUCUGGCUCUGUCCAAACUGUUAUUUCCUGUGUUAACACAGCUUUGAGUACCAUGGUUUCUGGCCUGUCCUACAUAAACCUUCAUGCUUCAGGGCACAAGCUGACUUCUUAACUGGAGGGUCAGGAAGAAUUCAUUUGCGAGGCUAAAUAGAGAUUCUGGGAUAACCUGCCCACUACAGGCUUUCCUGCACCUUCCUCUGGAAUAAUGUACUGGUCACUGUGAGCGUCUGGAUACUGGACUAGCAAGUUCUAUGGUGCUACACAAUGCUCUGCUGAUUGAAAUGGGACAUCUUGUGUCUCCAUUCAUGGGCCUCUGAUGACUAUCACUAAAAUGGUGCAUUUGCCCUCAGCUGUUGCUGUUUGUUCCUAAACAUUCUUCUUCCGGGGUCCUGCGGCAUUCUGAUGAGCAGCAGCUCGCCUUGAGGCUGGCCAGCCACGGUGGUGAAAUCCUGUGUCACGGCUGUGCUGGUGGCUGGAGCUGUGCAAGGCGAAGAGCCCUCCUGGCUGGGGAGAGGGAGCCUGGUGUGAAUUGAUGCCUUCCUGGUGCUUCGGAAGAAGGGGAUUAAAGAGGAAAAAAGGGGAGCUCCAGCUCCGGGAGGCAGGUCAGCCCGACCCCAUGCUGGCCACACUGCUCCUGUCUCUACUGCCUGUCCUGGCCGAGAGCGCCAGCCUACAGCCAAUCCGAAUGAGUCAUCUGGGGGUGUGCCCCAACCAACUGAACCCCAACCUGUGGGUGGAUGCCCAGAGCACCUGCGAACGGGAGUGCCACACUGACCAGGACUGUGAAGGCUUUGAGAAGUGCUGCACCAAUGUCUGUGGCCUGCGGAGCUGCGUGGCUGCCCGUUAUGCCGAUAGUGUCUCAUCCCCGGAGCUGGCACAGGAGGCCUCGUGUGAGAGCUUUGUGUGCACCCAGCAGGGCUCAGACUGCGACAUCUGGGACGGGCAGCCCAUCUGCAAGUGCAAGGACAGGUGUGAGAAGGAGCCCAACUUCACAUGCGCCUCAGAUGGGCUCACAUAUUACAACAAGUGCUACAUGGAUGCGGAGGCCUGUAUCCGGGGCAUCAGCCUGAGUGUGGUGCCAUGCAAGUACAUCUUCACUUGGCCGAACACCAGCCCGGUGCCGCUGGAGACCACGGUUCACCCCACGCCUGGGGCUGCUGCUGAGGUGCCCAUCCCCCCAGCCCUCUACAACAACCCCUUCCACCAGUCAGUCUACGUGGGUGGCACCGUCAGCUUCCAUUGCGACGUGAGCGGGCGGCCCCGGCCAGACAUCACCUGGGAGAAGCAGAGCGACCAUCAAGAGAACUUCAUCAUGCGGCCUGACCAGAUGUAUGGCAAUGUGGUGGUCACGAAUAUUGGCCAGCUGGUCAUCUACAAUGCCCAGCUGGAAGACACCGGCAUCUACACCUGCACAGCCAGGAACUCCGCCGGCCUUCUCCGGGCUGACUUCCCCCUCUCCAUCAUCAAGAGAGAGCCUUCCGGGGGGGAGCCCAGGGCACCCAGCACCCAGCAGGUCCCAGCCACCGAGUGCCUGAAGGAGCCCGACAAGAGGGAAUGCGAGGCUCAGCAGAUGCGCUGGCAUUUUGACCCCAAGAAGGGGUCAUGCGCCACCUUCCGCUAUGGCGGCUGUGGUGCCAACCAGAACCACUUUGAGACCUACGAGGCAUGCCGCUCGGCCUGUGUCAGCAGCGCCGUCAACAUGUGCACCCUGCCCAUGGUGCAGGGACCCUGCAAGAACUGGGAGGCCCGCUGGGCCUACAACCACCUGAUGAAGCAGUGCCACUCCUUCAUCUAUGGUGGCUGCGAGGGCAAUGACAACAACUUCGAGAGCAAGGAGACCUGUGAGGAUGCCUGCCCCUUCCCCAAGACCCUGCAGUGCAAGGCCUGUCGGCUCAAGAGCAAGAUGGUACUGAGCCUGUGCCGCAGUGAUUUUGCCAUUGUGGGCCGGCUCAUGGAGAUCAUAGAGGACCAGGACUCGGGCAUCGCCCGUUUCGCCCUCGAGGACAUACUCAAGGAUGAGAAGAUGGGCCUCAAGUUCUUCAACAUCAAGUACCUGGAGGUCACCUUGAGCGACAUGGACUGGAGUUGCCCCUGCCCCAACAUGACCACGGAGGAUGGACCCCUUAUUAUCAUGGGGGAGGUGCAUGAUGGCAUGGCCGUGCUGGACCCCAAUAGCUACGUCCGAGCUGCCAACGACAAGCGCGUGAAGAAGAUCUAUGAGCUGAUUGAGAAGAAAACCUGCGAGCUCCUCAACAGGUUCCAGGACUAGAGGUGCAGCCUAAGGAAGGGGAGAGUCGGGCUAAAUCGGGGUUCUCAAACUGGGGGUUGUGAGAUUAUAUGGGGGGUCACAAGCUGUUGUCCAGCAUCCCGAA